AUGGCUGUUCCUCCAGAUAGAUCAACAAGAAAUCUUCACAACUUCACUUUGCCUCGCUUGAAAUGGGGAAACCAAAAAUCCCUCCAAUGCAUGAAAUCUGACAACAACUCCAUCGCCAAAGGCGAUACCUCCACCGAUCAUAGCAGAUCCUCGGCCUCUGAAGCCCCCGAUUCUGACGGCUUCAACCGAAGAACAGGAAGCAGAAAUGAUCUGAUCAAACCCAGGUCUUCUAAUGUUUCAGAUCACAGCUCCAAUAAAUCUCCAAUCAACAAAAAGGGUGGUGUUUCUGAUAAUGACGGAAUCGAGGGUGUCCGUCGUAAGCUCAUGACCGAUCUCAGAAUCGCCGCCGGUAGAAUGAAAGUCCCAGUUCUUGAAGAUAAAGAGAAAGAGAAAGAAUCGGAGAUAUCAAACUCUCCGAAGCCAUGGAAUUUGCGGUCUGCCAGAGCCCCCUAUAAGGCUCCAAUCAAGUCCGGUGGAAGCAACACCGACGGCGGAGGACAUGCAGGGAAGCAAGAGAGCCCGGUGGCAACCGUGAAAUCCGAAAGGUUGAGGAAUGUGGUGGCAACUGAAAAAGAGACAACUGAAAAGGGAGAGAAUAGCCAGCGAGCUAAGUUUUCGCUUACACUCACAAAGGAAGAGAUUGAGAGUGACUUCUUGGCGAUGACGGGAGCGAAACCACCUCGGAGACCCAAGAAGAAGUCUAAGGCUGCUCAGAAGCAAUUGGAUUCACUUUUUCCGGGGUCAUGGAUGACGGAAAUAACACCGGAGAGGUACAAAGUUCCAGAUUUUCACGAACCAGGGAAGUUAAAGAGGCUGCUGAGUGCUGGGAGUUAUGAAUGUUCUGUUUGUUGA
This is a messenger RNA of Ilex paraguariensis (yerba mate), 852 nucleotides long. NCBI's taxonomy places the organism in Eukaryota, Viridiplantae, Streptophyta, Magnoliopsida, Aquifoliales, Aquifoliaceae. The record is from the annotation of a GenBank genome assembly.